AUGUCCAUAACCCCACGAGAAACAACUGACUCGUUUGUCCCGUUGACUUCAAGAACCAGUAGCAGACAUCCCCCAACCGGUCGGCCGCCCACCACUGCUACCAGUGUUGCUGGACAGGAUAUCGUCUGCGCCAUAAGUGAGUCUCGUGGCAUCUCGUCCACCGUCGGCCUGGCAUUUGUCAACCUCGCCACGGCAGAAGUAGUUCUGUGCCAAAUAUGUGACAGCCAGACUUAUGUGAAGACCGUCACCAAGAUCGGUGUCUUCGAGCCGAGUGAGAUACUAUUCAUGAACACUGCCAAGGAGUCCACACUGCGCUACAUCGUCCAAGAGAACUUGCCAGAUCCAAUAAUCACCUUUCUGGAUCGCAAGUGCUGGUCUGACAAGGCGGGUCACGAGUAUCUGGAUCGAUUGGCUUUCCCCUAUGAACUGGAUUCUCUCAAAGGGACCCUGGAGGAAACUUCUUUGCGGCAUGCUCCUUCGCUGCAGUACGCAAUUGCGCACCGAAGCAAGCGGGAGCUUCAACGUGUCUUCGCUUCCCAUUCCUUGCGAAUCAGACUUGAGCCAUCUCAAGGGUCCAUGAUCAUCGACCUGGCGACAAUUGUAUCACUUGAGCUCAUCCAGAACUUGCACAAUACAAGGUCAAAAGAUAGUCUGUAUGGACUGCUAAACGAGACGUUGACGCCUAUGGGAUCCAGGCUUCUGCGAAGCAGCAUUCUGCAGCCAUCCACCGAGCGUGUGAAGCUGACAGAACGAUACAACGCCGUCGAAGAUCUUUCCUCCAAAGAAGACAUGUUCGUUUCAGUUCGCCAAGCGUUAAAAUGCCUCGGUGAUGCAGACAAAGUCUUGACUUCGAUCAUUCUUGUCCCCACUGACCGAACGAUUCAGUAUAUCGAGCAAUCAGUCAACAAUGUGAUCAUGCUGAAGACAUUUAUUUCUGGAAUUAAGAAAAUUUACCAAGCCCUUGGGCCUGCACAAAGCGAUCUACUUCUCAAAAUCCGCAGGUUAUGCUGCCCGACAGGACACCGUGCUAUCGAGAUGCUCAUCGAGGAAACUUUGAAUGAGCAUAUCACGUAUCAAAGCAAACCACUGGAUCUACGGAACCAACGAGUACACUGUGUCAAGGCCGGUGUCAACAGUCUGCUCGAUGUAGCACGACAGACGUACAAGGAGGCUAAUGUAGAUGUCGCAGAACUGGUGGAGAAACUUGCAGAAAAUUGUGAGAUGGCUCUAGAUCUCAAGUACGACUCAGCUCGUCAGUAUUUCAUCUGUAUUCCAAUAUCAGAUGCGGAGUCCCUUCCUAAUGUCUUCAUCAAUGUAUACCGCAAAAAGAGCCGCGUCGAAUGUCAAACUCUAGACCUGGUCAAACUGAAUCAGAAGAUCAACGAUGCGCACACUGAAGUGAUAAGCAUGAGCGACCAAACAAUCCAGGAACUGAUUCGAGAUGUUUGCGCACAGGUUUCGGGACUAUUCCAAGUCAGCGAAGCCAUUGCGCUGUUAGACAUGCUGGCAGCUUUCGCCCAGCUGGCUACAAGCCACGGUUACAUCCGCCCGGAGUUGACAGCAACACUGGCCAUCAAGGCUGGCCGCCAUCCGAUCAGAGAGCAAAUUCACAGCAACAAGUUCAUCCCGAACGACGCAUAUGCCACACCCCAGUCACGAUUUCAGAUUAUCACUGGGUGCAAUAUGAGUGGGAAGUCAACAUAUAUUCGCUCUUUGGCACUCAUGACUGUCAUGGCACAAAUAGGUUGCUUCGUACCAGCUCAAUAUGCCUCUUUUCCGGUUUCGCAUCAGCUGUUCGCACGUGUGGCCACAACAGAUGACCUUGAUGCCAAUGUAUCAACUUUCGCAGCAGAAAUGCGCGAGAUGGCAUUUAUCCUGCGCCACAUCGAGCCGCGGGCUAUGGUGCUCGUCGAUGAGGUCGGUCGAGGUACAAGCACGACAGACGGCCUCGCGAUUGCCGUUGCAUUGGCAGAAGCCCUUCUUGCCAGCAACGCUCUGGUCUGGUUCGUCACACAUUUCCAUGACCUGGCGCGCAUUUUAUCUGAGCGUAAUGGCGUGGUAAAUUUCCAUCUUGCCGCAGACAUUCCAACUGAUGCGAGCAAAAUGACCAUGUUAUAUCAAAUCUCCGAGGGUCCAGUUCCAGACCGACGAUAUGGUCUCGUUCUCGCUCAGCUAGUCGACCUUCCCCCUGUUGUUCUUGAAGUUGCGAAUAAAGUCUCAGAGACAUUAGAUGGCUUGGCUCGGCGUCGAAACAGUUCGUCACGCGUGAUUGCAAUUGCUCAGAAACGAAAGUUACUUCUUUCCCUGCGUGAACAACUCUUCAUCGCUCGGGAUAGUACGAUGGAUGACAGCUCUCUACGUCACUGGCUAAUCAACCUGCAAAAUGACUUUGCACUGAAGAUGGCAGCCAUGGAUCAAGAGGUGGAUCCUUCUGACGAUAGCCCCAUUGCGGCUGCCAAAAAUUCAACACCCCUGCCUAGCAGCCUGUUACUCGACUCAUGCCGCCACACAUUGAGCACAAGGGGAGAAUCGAGUCACUUCGAAGGGGAACCGGGAACUAGCUCUGAACCUAUUUUCAUUCUCGACUCUGACUCCGAUUCUGCCGAUACUGACAGCAUGGUAAUGGUUUGA
Penicillium maclennaniae is the source of this 2631-nucleotide messenger RNA. Its product is annotated as MutS family protein MSH4. The record is from RefSeq and is a predicted model, not a curated record. Gene Ontology annotation, molecular function: mismatched DNA binding; ATP binding; ATP-dependent DNA damage sensor activity. Lineage: Eukaryota; Fungi; Ascomycota; Eurotiomycetes; Eurotiales; Aspergillaceae. Gene Ontology annotation, cellular component: nucleus. Gene Ontology annotation, biological process: mismatch repair; reciprocal meiotic recombination. The transcript is spliced from 6 exons. Bases 1 to 2631 code for a protein of 876 amino acids.